AUGGAAACAGCCCUGUCCUCGUGCGAGGAUAGUGGCAUCGAUUUACUCCCAGGUGGCAGGCUGUCUGAUCUAGACUACGCAGAUGACAUUGUGCUACUAAGUGAAGAUCCAGACAAGUUGCAGACAUUUCUGGAUAACUUGAAUACCAAUGUAGCCAUAUCCGGUAUGCGUUUUGCACCUUCAAAGUGUAAAAUGUUACUACAAGACUGGGUCGGUCCAGCACCGAGCCUCAUUCUACCUGGAGAACCCGAGGAUGAGUCCGUUUAUGUCAACCUGAGCGACUUACCGUAUGAUUUGAUGCGGUUUAAUAUCUCCGCGAAAUCUGGCUCCGAACGUCGCGAAGCUCGGAAAGCGCUUCUAUUGAAGAUGGGUGCUGCACCACCGAAGAAACAGUACAUUAACUACAAAACACUGAUGCGUUCUCGCAAAGAAGCCAAAAUGCAGGCCUCAUUGUUACCACCCGAAGUAGCAUCCUUUUGGUGUUCAACUUACACAGACCAUUCAGACAGCUACUACAAUGGUGAACAAACGUGUGCCUCUUAG
Messenger RNA from Echinostoma caproni, 543 nucleotides. NCBI's taxonomy places the organism in Eukaryota, Metazoa, Platyhelminthes, Trematoda, Plagiorchiida, Echinostomatidae. The record is from the annotation of a GenBank genome assembly.